Etheostoma spectabile (orangethroat darter) is the source of this 2162-nucleotide messenger RNA. RefSeq names its product protein LBH. Lineage: Eukaryota; Metazoa; Chordata; Actinopteri; Perciformes; Percidae. The coding region runs from base 247 to 531 and encodes 94 amino acids. Gene Ontology annotation, cellular component: nucleus. The record is from RefSeq and is a predicted model, not a curated record. The transcript is spliced from 3 exons. Gene Ontology annotation, biological process: positive regulation of DNA-templated transcription.
CUUGCAUAAAUGCUCAGCACAGCUGAGAUGAUGAUCAGACGCACCAAAUUGUAGAGCUGAGUUUUGCGCCCGUACUUGUCGCACAGUUACUUUCGGUUUACGUAAGCGUGCUGUUCUACCUUGGAGAGAGAGAAAGUCCGCAGCUGUCAUUAGAUUCCCCAAUCAGCAGAAUUGACAGCAGGUGUGAAUUCAUGUCUGUAUUUCCCGCGCAGAUAUAUACUGCCCAGUGUUGUGCUCGGCCAAAAUAUGACUGAGGUGAUGAUCACCAGCUCCCCCAUGGAGGACAUGAGGCUCAGCCCUAGCAAGGACAGACUCUCUUUCCAGAUAUUCCCUGACCCAUCAGACUUUGACCGUUGCUGUAAGCUCAAAGAUCGGUUGCCAUCCAUCGUUGUUGAGCCUACCGAGGGAGAAGUCGAGAGUGGGGAGCUUCGCUGGCCUCCAGAGGAGUUUCUGGUCAGUGAAGAAGAAGAAGAGGAGCAGGAUAAUGGCAGCAUCCAAAAUGGACAGCCAACACAGAAAUCUCAGCACUAGAGGCUGUGUGGCAGCACCCAUACUCUAUUUUUCCCUCCCAUUGCCACACUGGUUACACUGCACCACAGCACUCAAACAACCUGGCAGACACACAUUCAGUGUCUCAUGUUGCCAUCUCGUUGCCCUUGAACCCAAAACAUCACUCCCGUGAGAGAAGCAAUACACACCGGCAACACACUUUCUCACCAAAUAAUUUCACCACAAAGGAACAGACAAGCACACCCCCAACCUACGCUAACUUCCUACCAUGCCUACCACCGUGUGUCUCGGCUCAUGACGGAUGUCCUGUGGGGACAGCGGCAGAUCAGUGCUCCAUGGACAGCUCUUACACUGCAGGGGGCUACAACUGCUCUGUACUUGACUCCAAAAUGGCUGGCAUCAUGACCCCAGAGACUUCAUACAGAACUGUUGUGGUACCUGUGGGGCUUAUCGUCCGCAGUAACACUGUCCGUACCUUGUUAGUUUCUGGAUUGAUAUGUUGAUUGUUGUAAUUGCCACUGCUGUCCAUAGAUUUUGUCUUUCUGAGAAGUGAAUGUUUUGUGAUUUUUUUGUAUGAAGUGGGUGUUAUGUGUAAUGUAAUCGGGAUUUCUCUUGGCUCCCCUGUCUAAAAGAUUUUUGUGACUUAUGUCAGGCAUUCACAGUAUAAAAUAAAUAAAUGAAUAAAACUCUUAAAGGCAAUGUGGAAUUGUUUAAGAGAAGUGAGCAGGAAAGUAAACCAGCAUGCCCUGCUAAUGCAAUAAAUUCAUUGUACAAAGGCUUUUUGUGCAGUGAGGGCACAGUCACGCUAGGACUUCUGUGAGCCUUUUGACAAACCGUACUUGAUGACAAAUCAGUAGUACAAGAUCUGAUGCAAGCAGGUUUAUUGUUUAAAGGGCAAAGCUGAGUAUUGUAAAUUAAAAAAUUAAUGAAGCACUGUACAGACCAAUGAAGGAUUUGUAACUACUUGUUCCCAAUGAGCCAACCCCUGAGGCCAUGUAGUGCGUUGAUCUGGUUUGUACUAUGGUUUUAUAUAUUUUUUUUUUUUUCUUUUUGUUGAAGACUGAGAAUUUCUUUGAGCUGUACACCCCUGAACUGAAAGUUGGUCCUAGUCUUUUUGCAAAACCGCCAUACUUUUGACACAGUGAAGUUCAGGUCGCAGAAAAUUCACUCUGUAGGACAGAGUUCGCACGUAAGGUUAUAUUUAACAGUAUUAAACUUGUUCCUUAUAUUAAAGUCUGGUUUGCCAAAAUGCGGUUAAUGGGAAGUCUUUGUUCUGUUGGUAGUAAUGUCUGGUAUUUGUUCUGCAAUUUCAGAAGUUGGUGUCUUUUUGUUCCCUCUUUAAAAUCACCACUUACUGUUUGUGAAACAAGUCUUGUCAUUUGUAGAAACAAUUUCACAUUUGUGUAGACUUUGAAAUCCUGUUGUACAAGCAUGAUUGAGAAUAUUUCUGUUUUUGUACGUUCUGAUUUGAGUGGCAUUAGGGCUGUGUACAGAACAUCUCUCUUUCUCCUGUCUGUAACUUCCACGUCCCAUUGUUUUUGUAAAGCUCAGGGAGAUUAGCCGCCAUCUUUCUUUUAGUUUAUUUUGUAUUUAGACCACUUUUUUCUCUGACAAUUACAGAGGCUGUAAAUAAACAUUUGAAUUUGCUAUCC